Cercocebus atys (sooty mangabey) is the source of this 949-nucleotide messenger RNA. RefSeq names its product chromosome unknown open reading frame, human C20orf144. The transcript has 2 exons. The record is from RefSeq and is a predicted model, not a curated record. Bases 438 to 902 code for a protein of 154 amino acids. Lineage: Eukaryota; Metazoa; Chordata; Mammalia; Primates; Cercopithecidae.
CACCUCCGCCUCCCAAAGUACUGAGACAACAGGCAUUAGCCACCAUGCUGGGCCUCAUUUAACCUUUGUAACAAUUUAUAGGAACCAUAAUUGACCCCAUUUUGCAGAUGAGAAAACAGGCCCAGAGAGAUUUAUUACCUGGGCUAAGGUCACAUAGUAAGUUAGUGGCAGGGCCAAAAUUCAUACCCAAACCACAGAAAUCCCCCUCUAAGCACCUUACAUGCAUUGCCUCAUUUAUGAUCAUUAGCCCAGUUUUACAGCUGAGAAACCAAAAGUGACAAAGUGAGUGGAGCCCAGAUUCACCUUUAGGCCCUGGGAGGCGGUGCUCAGAGCCUGCAAUUGGUGAGGUCAGCCCGUGAGGUCACAAUGUUGCCAGGGCCCAGGGGGCAGAGCAGACGGAGUGUGGGCCAUGGUCCCCAGUGGUGACCAGCCCUGCCAUGGGAAACAAUAGUUCCCACAAAAGGACCAAAGCACCCAAGCAGGCCCACAAGGAGAGGCCAGCUGACAUGGACAAGGCCUGGUGGAAACAGUUCCUCAGCCACCUCACUCGGAAGAAGCCGACUACCAGGAUCGUGCUGAUCCUCCCCUUGGACAAGCGACAGCCACUGGCCAAGGCUGGGCGAACGAUUGACUACUCGUCAGGCGCCGGGCUGGGCUCCCCGGCGGCACCCAGGUUGCGCGGAGCGGGAGAAAGCGGCGACCGCGAGCUGAAGAUGCCGGUGCUGCUGCUGCUGCUGCUGCGGCAGGAGGCGCGGCAGCCGGAAGAGGGCGGGGCCAGGGCAGCGCGGAGCUGGCCGCGGCUGCGCUCGCGCCUGCGGUCCCCGGGAAAGGCUCCCAGCGAAGCCGGGCCUGCCAAGCAGCAGCCGCGCAAACGGUGCCGCUGCCCUCGCCCGCGACUCUAAGCGCUUGGCCCAGACCCCGCCCAAUAAAGAGUGCGUGGCAACCCUGG